AUGUCUUCCGAUGCUUCAAGACUCGGAAAGACACAAUCCUGCCAACCUUUGAUAGGUGGCGCCCUGCAAUCCGUGAACACUUUUUACUUCACGCUCACUACUCGUCCCAGGUACGACAAGCUUCAAGGUGAGCUCUCGACUACUCAAGACCGGCUCUCGGAAUCCGAAUCGGCCGCCUAUGGCUUGAACGACCAGUUCUCCGAACUCAAGGCGAAGUACAAUGCAAUCACCGAGAAAACUAGGCCGGAGAUGGAAUCGGAUAUCAAAGAGUAUGAAAGCAACCUUCUCCUUCUGGAUCAAACCCACGACGAAGACUUUUCUGAGGAACAAGAAAGGUCCGUAUUCGAAGCUGUUUUAGUAGAGAAGCGAAGUCGUCUGGCUGCUCUUACCUCUUCAUCAUUCAACCCUCAACAGUUCGAGGAGUUCUUUACCGAAUUGCCUCCUUUGAGCGAGUCCGGUUUAGAUUGGGCUGGUCCCAGUGAACCCGUGGAACCUGAGAUAUCUGUCACGUCGGUGGAAACUCCUGAACCGGUAGUCAUUCCGCCAGAGGUUCCUCCAUCCACGAACACCGAAACAGUGGUCAUCGAGGAUGAUGAUGCUUCAGACCUAGGGAUUCCCACCGAACAACCUGUCGCUGAUGAAACAAACGAGACUGAGACGACUGCCAUCGAUUCGGUCGAUCCUGAGCCAACUCAAACUGAAUCCAAGGUGGAUAAGGAUCCAUAG
Messenger RNA from Arabidopsis thaliana (thale cress), 726 nucleotides. RefSeq names its product myosin heavy chain-like protein. The transcript has 4 exons. NCBI's taxonomy places the organism in Eukaryota, Viridiplantae, Streptophyta, Magnoliopsida, Brassicales, Brassicaceae. The coding region runs from base 1 to 726 and encodes 241 amino acids. The record is from RefSeq and is marked reviewed.